Diaporthe batatas is the source of this 1317-nucleotide messenger RNA. RefSeq lists its product as uncharacterized. The record is from RefSeq and is a predicted model, not a curated record. The transcript has 4 exons. NCBI's taxonomy places the organism in Eukaryota, Fungi, Ascomycota, Sordariomycetes, Diaporthales, Diaporthaceae. Bases 1 to 1317 code for a protein of 438 amino acids.
AUGCAGAUAACCGCGGUCCGCUGCCCGCGGUGCCUCCUGACGGUCUACACGACCAUAUCAAACCCCAACCAGCCCGUCACGAGACCCCCCGCCCCGCGGGUCUUCACCGUCGCGCCCCUCGCCGACGACGACCUCCGCUUCUACAACUGCCCCAUGGACGUCUGCGAGUACCACGUCCGGGACACCACCACGCGCCCGGCCCCCGUCGUCAACCUGUACCGCAACUCGUGGGCCCCCGGCGGCGGGGGCGGCCCGAUGUGCAUCACCCCGGGGCUGACCGUGGCGCCGCGGACCGCCGACACGAGGCCGCUGCGGGGCGCGGACGAGGUCGCCGCGCUGGCGAUCGGGGUUGGUGACGGGGAUGCGGCCACGGCUACUACUACUACUACUCCUCCUCCUGUCAGCACGAUAUUGUGCAAGCUGCCCACGACUCCCACUCCAGCUGCUGCCACCACCAAGACCGCAGGCGACGGCGACAAGGCCAGGCCUGUCUCUGGUGUGAUUCCGUGGCGCGCCGGCCCCGUGCCGCAGCCUACUGCUCCUACUACCACUACUACUCCCACUACUCCCACGACCACCGGCAUCGUCGAGCGACCCGCCGCCGUCGCCACCACGACCACCAAGCGACCCCGGUCAGAGGAGCGGCCUCCCACCACCCCCGUCGCCUCCACUUGCGUCAAGAGACCUGCCCCUCCUCCCCUGGACCCGAAGCCGAAGCCCUUCACCACCGCGAGGCUCGUCGCCCCGGCGCAGACGCCGCAGGCCCAGACCCAGGGCACCGCCGCCACGCCGCAGCAGGGGAACCACGGCCAGGUCUCGCUGCAGUUCGGGCGGGACGAGGCGGGCGGUGUUGUUGUUGUUGUGCCGCCCGUGGCUGAUAUUCCCCGCCCCACACUGGCGCCGCAGCCCUUCAAGGACGAGGAGCCCACGAAGCCCGAGAUGCCCACGACCCCGAGCCCGAUAAGGCAGCUCAGGCCCAAGCCCGCGGCCGAGACCGAGACGCCCGCGCCCGCCCCUGCGCCCGUGACUAAGGAGCGAGUGGCUCACAAGGCGGACGGGAAGAACGAGGCCAAGAAGAAGGGGGCGGCGAGCAGUAGCCCAGCAGCAGCGGCUGACAGCACCCCCACGGGGCUCGUCGCCUCGGGGACCAAGUGGAGCGACGCCGAGGUGGACAAGCUCAGGGGCCUCACAGGGCGGGGCCUGCGCCAGGCCGACAUCGCCACUGAGAUGAACCGCAGCCUGCUGAGCGUCAAGUACAAGAUCGCCGAGGUCCGCAAGACCGAUAGGAUGGCCAGGGGGCAGACGGAUCCGAACUGA